Molecule: messenger RNA, 1386 nt
Organism: Cyphellophora europaea CBS 101466
Lineage: Eukaryota; Fungi; Ascomycota; Eurotiomycetes; Chaetothyriales; Cyphellophoraceae
Exons: 1
Coding region: 1-1386 (461 amino acids)
Biological process (GO): carnitine biosynthetic process
Cellular component (GO): mitochondrion
Molecular function (GO): oxidoreductase activity
Source: RefSeq, a predicted model, not a curated record
AUGCGGGUUUUCAGGCAGCUGUCGCACGAGUUGCGUCGAGCUUCCGGGCACAGGGACCCUCUUCUCACAUAUGGUCGUCGGCGAAUAGAAACCCUGGCCAAACAGUCACCAAUCGCCAUUGUCCAGCAACAGCCCUUUGAGGAGCAGAGGCACAAUCGUACAAGGCUAAUGAACGGCACGCUGUUUGAUCAAGACACUGGUAAAUGCACAGUGAGCCCGGUGUACCUGCGCCAGGCAUGUACGUGCAACAAAUGUGUUGACCCAAGCGAUGGGCAGAGAAACUUCUCGCUUGCUUAUAUCCCGAAGGACAUUGAGAUUCGCAAUCACCACCAAGACGAGCACGGGAACCAUGUUGUUCAGUGGUCUAAAGACGCCCCUGGCUUUGAUUCUGACCAUGUCUCUGUGUAUUCAGUCGGGAAGGUAAAGGCCGAAGUCAUCUCGCAUAAAAUGGCAAACAGAGGAAUGUAUGACCGGUACCAACAACUCUGGAACGGCAAACGCUUCCCUCUGGAGCAAACCACAAUUCCGUAUGACGACUACAUGUCAAGUCCAGAAAGUCUUGCCCUAGCUUUGCAUUAUCUGUGGCGAUAUGGCUUGAUCUUCAUCAGGGACGUACCGCCGGACGAGGAUUCUGUCAGCAAACUCGCUGAGCGAAUUGCACUACUUCGCAAUACCUUCUAUGGGAAGACAUGGGACGUGCGUUCCAAACCAAACGCGGAAAAUGUUGCAUACACAAGUCGGUAUCUGGGCUUCCAUAUGGACCUUCUGUACAUGAAGGAGCCACCAGGGCUCCAAUUAUUGCACUGUAUUGAAAACACCUGCGAGGGUGGCGAAUCAGCCUUCGCAGACACAUUCCAGGCCCUAUAUCAUUUAGCACGGCAUAAACCCAUGCUUUACACACAACUGCUCGGAAAACAGAUCACCUACGGAUACCAGAACGGGCCUUACUCCUACUUCGACACCAAGAACCUGGUAUCACGGACCCUCCCCACAGCGCCGGAAAAAAAGAAACGGUUCACCCAAAAAGUCGACCACCAGACUUACCAACUGAUGCGAACGGUUGACAGGGUCUACUGGAGCCCACCGUUCAUCUCCUCAAAUCUCGACUUGGCGUUUUCAGGUUCCCGGCGGCAGAUUGAGCUAGGCCAGGGAGCCAUGAAAGCUUUUUCCGAUGCUCUCGAGAAUGACGGUCUGCGCGUUGAGACCAAGCUCCCGGCCGGUACUUGCGCAAUCUUCGACAACUUGCGGAUCGUGCACGCGAGGAAAGCCUUCAACACCAACAGCGGCCAUCGAUGGCUCCGUGGCGCUUACCUAGAUUAUCAAGAUUUCGUCAGCAAGGCGGAAGAAUUGCGAUCACUGAUGCCAGAGGACGCACCAUCAAUAUAG